Messenger RNA from Vigna radiata var. radiata (mung bean), 604 nucleotides. RefSeq names its product very-long-chain (3R)-3-hydroxyacyl-CoA dehydratase PASTICCINO 2. Gene Ontology annotation, molecular function: 3-hydroxyacyl-CoA dehydratase activity. The transcript is spliced from 4 exons. Gene Ontology annotation, biological process: fatty acid elongation; sphingolipid biosynthetic process; very long-chain fatty acid biosynthetic process. The coding region runs from base 25 to 384 and encodes 119 amino acids. The record is from RefSeq and is a predicted model, not a curated record. Lineage: Eukaryota; Viridiplantae; Streptophyta; Magnoliopsida; Fabales; Fabaceae. Gene Ontology annotation, cellular component: endoplasmic reticulum membrane.
AAAAUUGAAUUAGUUAGUUUGUUUAUGAAAUUCUGUGUUAUUUUCCCUUGUGAAGGACUGGUGAGAUCUCCCAUAACAUCGACGUUGCCACAGAUAAGUUCAAGGUUGUUCCUGACUUGGGGCAUUUUAUGGAGUUUUCCUGAGACUCAGUCUCAUGUGCUUGUUACCUCCCUACUGAUCAGCUGGUCCAUCGNAGAGAUCAUUCGGUAUUCUUUCUUUGGUGUCAAAGAGACUUUUGGAUUUACUCCAUCAUGGCUUUUGUGGCUUAGAUACAGCAGCUUCCUGGUUUUGUAUCUAACAGGCAUAAGCAGUGAAGUUGGUCUAAUAUACAUCGCCUUACCGUUCAUCAAGGUAAAUAAUUUGGUUGCCAAAUGUCCACUUUAGAAUCAUUAGAUCUAAAGCUGCAAGAUGUGUGUUGUCUUUGUUAAUUAGCAACAUGUUCAUAAAUCAUUUAACGAAGAACAAAUCUUCUAAGAGAAUGGAAUAGAUGAAGUUCAAAGCACUGUCGGUUAAUAUUUGGAAACCUAGACAUCUGUAAUUUCGUAGCAUUACUAGAAUGGUAAAAUGGAAAUGGAGGAGAAUAGUCUAUUACUUAUGAUAUAAU